Linum trigynum is the source of this 4752-nucleotide messenger RNA. The record is from the annotation of a GenBank genome assembly. NCBI's taxonomy places the organism in Eukaryota, Viridiplantae, Streptophyta, Magnoliopsida, Malpighiales, Linaceae.
CGAUGGAAAGGAGGGGGUAGAUUCUCCAACCGUUCCUUGUGCAACAACAAGUUGGUUGGAGCUCAGGUAUUCGACAAAUCUAGGAACAUUUUUUUUUAUAUCAAUAUCACAAAGGUUAAUGUAAUCUAACCCCACAACAAGUCGGGACACAGGACCCAAACCUCCAGCUUAUUAGCUGACAACUUCGUGGACGGGGCAUCCUACUACGACUACGCACCUGGAACCGCUAAGGGAGUGGCUCCCAAAGGACACGUAGCAAUGUACAUACAUGUGGAGGAAUUAGAUUUUUUUGCGGGAAUUAAUUGAGUAGUUGACGACAAUGUGGAUGUUUUGACCAUGAGAUUUCAUCACCUCCGCUCUACGAGGAUCCAAUUGCAAGGGCGACGAAGACGUUCUUCUCAACGGCAAAACGAAUGUCGCCAAGGCAAUUGUGUCCUCGUAGAGCGGGGGUUGAUGAAAUCCCACAUACAUGAAUAAAACAUCUACGUCGUCACUAAUUGCUCGAUCAAUUGCCGCAAUGAAAUCUGAUUCCUCCACAGGUACGGACAUUGCUAUGUGUGCUUUAGGAGCCACUCCCUCGGCGGUUCCAGGAGCAUAGUCGAAGUAGGAUGCCCAGUCGAUGAAGUUGCCGGCUGUUAUGCUAGAGGAUUAGACCCCGCGUUGUGAACCCUUGUCUCGGGGAGAUCAAAUUAACCUCUGCGAUACUGAUAUUAAAAACGUUUCUAGGCCUGAGUUCCAACCAACUUGUUGUUGCACGAGGAGUAGUUGGAGAAUCGACACUAUCCUUUCCAUCGUGCAGCAGUCGGGGGGUCCAUCCCGUGGUCGCUGAAGCUUGGAUUCUCCGGCUAGAUGCCCAUGCCUACAACUCCAAUGAUCAUUUCUUCACUAUAGUGGGACACCUCCCAAGUUCCGGAGCAACCAAUGAGGUCCAAGGACUCGGGGGAGUGGAUAGUGGCGUAUUCGAUUGGCUGGUCCCUCAGGCCUCAACUUCAUGGAGUAAGGAUACCAUGAAAAUCUCAGCUCCAAAGGGUUGUGGCAGUGCUAAACCCAUCAAUGACGUGGGAAUAGCUGUAGACAAACCUUGCAAUGAAACUGAGGACCGAGUGGUCAAGUAGGUGUCUGUCAACAAAGGGCUUGGUUAUUGGUGUGGAGUCCAUGAACACUAGGUAGUGAUCAAUUUGGUAAUGUGUUAAUUCAAGGAGAUCACAAGGAAGAGAUGCAAUUAUCGGGUUAAUUUGGUGCAAUAUUAACCGAACAUAUCCGCCAAUUUCUCUCUUUUCCAUUUUCUCGUGUUUCGUUUUCCGUUUGAGGAUUCGAAGCUGAAACGGUGGGCUGGAAUACUUCGGUCCCACCACACCAGAAUGCCUCGUCAUUCUUUUAGUGGGCCGGCCAUGGUCAAUUGGUCAUAGUCAGGCUUCAACUACACUCACUGAAAGUCUGAAACCACCGAAAAGGUUUGGCCUUUUGUCUUCUGAUCUCUACCACCUUGUUUUGCUUGGCUCUCUCAUCGCCAUUGAUAUUGCAGAAAGGAAUCAAUAGAAAACUCAGAAUCCCUUCUUUUUUCCCUUCUCUCUUUGUAUGUCUCUAUUUCCAUCUGCGGUUCUCAGAAUUGUAAGGGAUUCGUUGGAUAGAAAGAAAACAAAUGCCUGGAAUUAAGGGUCCGUCGGAGUAUUCCCGGGAACCAACUCGCCAUCCUUCCCUCGUCAUCAAUUCCAAGCAACCAUUCAAUGCGGAGCCACCUCGUUCAGCCUUGGUGACUUCUUAUGUGACUCCUGUGGACUUCUUCUACAAGAGAAAUCAUGGCCCCAUUCCAGUCGUUGAUGAUAUAGAAAGAUACUCCGUCUCUUUGAAUGGGCUGAUUGAAACCCCCAAGGAGCUGACCAUGAGAGAUAUCAGGUCGCUUCCAAAGUACAGUGUUGCAGCUACCUUGCAGUGCGCUGGUAACAGGAGGACUGCCAUGAGCAAAGUCAAGACAGUUAAAGGAGUUGGUUGGGGUAUCUCUGCGAUUGGAAAUGCUGUUUGGGGUGGUGCCAAACUGGCUGAUGUUCUUGAACUUGUUGGCAUACCUAAGUUCACCGCUGCCACCAAAUCUGGUGGGAAGCAUGUUGAAUUUGUGAGCAUUGAUAAGUGCAAGGAGGAGAAUGGGGGACCUUAUAAAGCAUCGAUUCCGCUCUUCCAAGCCACAAACCCUGAUGCUGAUGUUCUACUUGCUUAUGAGAUGAAUGGAGAGUGUUUAAACAGGGACCACGGUUACCCAUUACGAGUGGUUGUCCCAGGUGUCAUAGGUGCUCGUUCUGUGAAGUGGUUGGAUUCCAUCAACAUAUUAGCCAAUGAAUGUCAGGGCUUCUUCAUGCAAAAAGACUAUAAGAUGUUCCCGCCAUCAGUCAAUUGGGAUAACAUUGAUUGGUCAACGAGGAGGCCACAAAUGGACUUCCCUGUCCAGAGUGCCAUUUGUUCCUUAGAGGAUCUGACUAUCAUGAAGCAGCCUGGGAAGGUUAGGGUCAGCGGGUAUGCAGUAUCAGGAGGUGGGCGGGGGAUCGAGAGAGUCGAUGUGUCAAUGGAUGGUGGUAAGACCUGGGUGGAAGCUACCAGGUACCAAAAGCCCGGAAUUUCAUAUGUAUCCGAUGAUACGAACAGUGACAAAUGGGCAUGGGUUCUUUUUGAGGCUACUGUGGAUGUCCCUCAUAGUGUAGAGAUUGUGGCUAAAGCAGUGGAUUCAGCAGCAAAUGUGCAGCCUGAAAGCGUGCAAGAAAUCUGGAACCUGAGAGGGGUACUGAACACAUCGUGGCACCAGGUUCAACUCCGUGUUGGGCACUCGAACUUGUAGAAAUCGAUCCAUGUAAACAAUGAAAGCAGUGGCUUUUGCUGGAAGAUGUAGAGAUCAAUUAGCAUCUAGGUGUGUGGUGUUGUUGGUCUAGAGAACAAUGAUAAACUGUGGUUUUCUGUUGUCAUAGUCAUAGUCAUAGUCUCUGAAAGAAACUGUGGUGAAACCAUCUCAUGGUCUAUUAGAAAGAAAUAAGAACAAUAGUCAUAUUAGUGAUGUAAAAAGCUGUUUCUUUUUAUGUUUGCUCGUUUCUGAAAGUGUGGAAGUUGGCUGAUGAGCCAUGGCUGUGCAAGUCUAAAAUUCGACUACUUGAUAAACACUUGGACGUAAACGGGGUUGGGCUCCUUUUCAAGGCUCACGCUUGUCAAAUCCAAUACUAAUUUGACUUAACAAAGGUCUGGCCCAAAUAUCCAAGACAAAACUAGUUACAUAGACCCAUACUAAAACUUCGUGGUUCCGAGUGCAAAAUCUAUAAAAUGUUCCAUGUUACCAUUUCUAAUAAGAAUCCUACAAUUUAUUAUUAUAUGAAUUUUAUUAAGGAUAACAAAACAUAAAAUUUUGUAAGUUUGAUAUCCUUUCCAACAGGUAAAAACUCGACUAGCUGUUUAGUUCUUCUCCAGGCUAGCAAGUAUUUCUCUCUCCAUAGUUGCAAAUUUUGGGUUUGCUACAUGAGUUCAAGUUAGGUCAAUGCAUAGCGAGGUGUAAUAUGAUGAAUUUUUUGAGACCCUUGUUUGUAAAAGUAGAGAAAUAACAUUAUUUUAAUGAAAAGACAUAUAAUGACUAAUGUUAUAUUAGUUCAAAUGCAAAAAGUUAUAUUAUACUGAAACAUCAAACUACAAACAUCGAUCACAAAUAUCAAAAUCUGAACAAACAAACUAAAAGAAAUUAAUUACAAACCUCAACUAGUGUCAUCACUCACAUAUUCAUCGAUGAUUAUCACUACAUUCAUCAUAAUGAUAUGAAUCUACAUAACUCAUUCCAUUUUACAAAUGUUUUGGCUAUUUAAGGAUCCAAAUCACCUAAAAACAAUGACAUAAAUGUAAAGACCCUACCCGUCUUACCCAACCCUACACAUCAAGGAUCACCAUACCAUUGGUCGAUGAUAAGAGUGAAAAGAUUUGCCCCUAUCCAUUUCCAAAUCCCAUCCAUUGCUGUCUGAGUUUUGGCGAAGAGACAUGUUUCAUGUGAUCCACUACACCAAGGCCAACCAAACUUGAAAGGGUUGGCCUGCAAGUUGGGUGGGAACUGAACUGAACUGAACUGAUUGAUGACAAACAUGACAGGCCAUAACUAAACAAAUUUGAUUGGAAUAUAACUAAUGGCUAAUCUGCUUCACUUCUUUUUCCCCAACUCUUCUCUCUUGUAUGUGGUUGUAAGAACUCUUGGUAUCACCAAAGUUUCAACAUCGAACUCGCUUGGCUGUCUGUCUGUCACUUUCCUGAGCGUGUACUUUCUUUCCAACACAUAUCCUUUGUCUGCAUCUGCCAUAGAAGGAGAGGACACCUGCUCUGGAAGUGAGAACGUGUAAACCAGCAUUUGGUUAACAAGAGAACAAAAGAAACGAGACAAAGAAAAGCAAGCAAGAAGGCAAAGGAAUUGCCUGUUCUCUCGAUAAUCUUAAUAUGAGAAGGGGUUCAAGAGACAGAAUAUUCAAAGCACCAGUUCCAAAAGAUUCUUAGGAGUAGGUUUGCACCUUCGAUAUCAUCUAAUAGACUAAUACAUAGUUAUGAGUUUUGGACCUUAAGACUGACUUAUAAUAAGAAGAAGAAUUGAACGAGGUUAACACAAUGAUUGAUCAACUUUUUUUUUACAGAAUUUGACAUAUAUUUUCUGUUGUAUACUCGCAAUAAGAAAAACAACCUAUAAGUUAACCUAAUAGUUAAUCAUUAAGUUUCGAGAUCCGUAAAUGAUAAAAGUAUUAAAUUUCU